Colias croceus (clouded yellow) is the source of this 627-nucleotide messenger RNA. RefSeq lists its product as uncharacterized. Bases 1 to 627 code for a protein of 208 amino acids. The transcript has a single exon. The record is from RefSeq and is a predicted model, not a curated record. NCBI's taxonomy places the organism in Eukaryota, Metazoa, Arthropoda, Insecta, Lepidoptera, Pieridae.
AUGGAAUCUUAUAUUAAAGUGCAAAACAAUAUAUAUGAUCGAAUUACAAAAGCUAGAUCUAAUUUUAAGAAAUCGCCUAAAGAACGUUUAGCGAAUGAUGCGUAUUUAGCGACAAGAUUGGAUGCGCUUGAGGAACUUUGGUCUCAGUUUUUGCAAACUCACACGCAAAUUAUUCAAGUUUCGGAAAGUGAUAAAUUGAACGCUACUACUUAUGUCAAAGCUGAUACAUAUGGCAAUUGUGAAGAACAAUAUAUCGAUUAUAAGUAUGAGUUGCGGGAAGCUCGAGCUAAUUUAACAGUUAAAUCAUCCACUGUACAUCAUGCGCUAGAUGGCAGUACCACAGCUACAGAUUCGAAUCAACAAGGUUUUAAAUUACCAAAGAUUGCUAUCCCACAUUUCUCCGGGAAAUAUGCAGAAUGGACGAGCUUUCGAGACCUGUUUUUGUCAUUGGUACACAGUAACCCUACAUUGGAUGACGUUCAACGCUUACAUUAUUUAAAAUGUCAACUCACUGGAGAAGCGGAACAGUUCUUGCGACACAUACCAAUAACUGCAGAAAAUUAUAAGUUAUGUUGGAAACAGCUUGAAGAUCGGUACAGCAACAAAAAGUAUCUUGCUUUAGUGUAG